Rana temporaria (common frog) is the source of this 1956-nucleotide messenger RNA. RefSeq names its product vacuolar ATPase assembly factor VMA21 (gene VMA21). The transcript is spliced from 3 exons. Gene Ontology annotation, cellular component: endoplasmic reticulum membrane. The coding region runs from base 25 to 390 and encodes 121 amino acids. Gene Ontology annotation, biological process: vacuolar proton-transporting V-type ATPase complex assembly. The record is from RefSeq and is a predicted model, not a curated record. NCBI's taxonomy places the organism in Eukaryota, Metazoa, Chordata, Amphibia, Anura, Ranidae.
UGGAAGUCACAUGACAGGGAUCACAUGACGCCGUGCAAUCAGGAAGUGAAGCUGUCAGUAGGCCCGGGCAGUAUGGAGAGAUUAGACAAAACCGCUUUGAAUGCCGCCAGCUUCCCUCCGCCGGACUUCAGGCAGAAUGACGGCUCCUUACUUUCUACCUUGAAGACAUUACUCUUUUUUACCAUCUUAAUGAUCAUGCUUCCGAUUGGUCUUUACUUCUCCUCCAAGGUUUAUGUAUUUGAAGGUGCAUAUGGUAUGUCUAACAGGGACAGCUAUUUCUAUGCUGCAAUAGUGGCUGUCAUAGCUGUGCACGCAAUUUUGGCCUUAUUUGUAUAUGUGGCAUGGAAUGAAGGCUCCAAACCACAGUGGCGUGAAGGAAAGCAAGACUAAGCACUGCUGGUAUAGCUCAGUAAAUGGACUUUGGAUGUACUGAGAAGCAAAGUAUAUCACAUGGAAAUUUUAAAUGGACUUGCAAAGGCUUGAACAUUACAUUGAAAAGAAUGGCAAAAACAGUGAUUUUCUUUGAAACCUAUUUAUUUAGAUGUACAUGUUGCAUUUAAUUUCUUUUUUCUUUUCUUUUUUUUAUAUGUGUUUAAACUACAGCAAAUUGUAUAUUCCCAAUUUAAAAUUGAAGAUUUGAUUUUUUUUUCUACAGCUUUGUGAUGUCUUUUAUUUGCACUGUUUUGCCCCUCUUCUUGGGUCCCCCGCUGGCACUCUCUGCUUCUCUUCAUGGUGGGUCCCCAUAGAUGGCCACUUCUUAAGUGGCCCACCUGUGAAAACUUGCUCCAGAGCUGCACUAAUGCCCCCCCCCCCCCCCAGCAUACAGGGAAUUCACUAAGGUAAAAGAUCCCUGGUCUUUACAACCACUUUAAUGAAUAUACACAUUUUUGCCUUUCACUCUAUGUGUAUGGUGAAAUGUGUGAUUGUCUUUCAGUGGUGAAACAUUAUGAGGAUUUCUGCUUUUACCAAUUCUUUGACCAGCCUUCCAAUGUAUUCUUCAAUUUUUAGAGGAUGGACCAAGUUUUGUCUAAAGAUGAAAACCCCUUUUUGUUGCAGUUGAUUGAUAACGGCUUCCAGUACUUAUCUGUAUGAUCUCUGUGUGUAUUGUAGAAAAUGAUGAAUUUAGCAUUUCAUAUACCCUGUAUUUGUCAAUGUUUCAAUAUAUGUUUAAGCCAUGCUUGAAAGAAAUCUAUUUCUAGGUAACAAUAUUAAGAAUGGUGGGUAAAGGACAGAUGUGGGGUACUGUUAGCUGCCCUGUGGUACUUCAGUCCAGUAUCCCAAUAUGUCAUAGUUUUGCUUUUACUCACAGUAAUAUGUGUUUAGUUUGUAUAUCUACCACAUGUGGCUUUAUUUAUUUGGGGACUCAUUGCUCAAAUCUGUUUUAACUUUGCUGUAAACUUUGUUGAAUUGUUUUCCUGAAAUGUGAUGUUGGCCAGUUCUAUAAAAUGACACUUCUUCAGAUCUUUUUAUUUAAAGCAUACAUCGGGCUCAUUUUAGUAAAACUGGUCAUACAUGACUUGAAUUCUGAAUCGGUUCCUGCUAAAUCGGCCCAAAUGGGAGCCUAUGGCCUUGUCAACACUGCCUAAAAAAAUUGAUUUGCAAAUCAAAAGAGCCCAUGCGGGCCAAGCAGUGGCUGUAGUCACUGUCUAGGCAUUCUGACAGCUGCAGGUGCUAUGGCUGUCAGAAUACAAUAGCUGGAAUGGGAGAUUCCCCCAGUCACGCUGUUGAGUAUGGAUGGGGAGAAUCGAUCGAUUUUUCUCAUUCAGCCCAUAGGGCAUAGCAAGAAUUUUGUUUGGCUGGCCCUAAGGCAGUACAGCAACUUAUUAGAUUUCACCAGCCAUCUGCUUGGUGCUACUUCUGUUUUUUUUUUUUUUUUAAAUCAAUUGCUUUAGUUCACUGCUUGUUAAAUCUUGUUUUAAAUAAUUCUAAUAAAGCUUUAAAAUAUAAAGGCUGAAU